Salvelinus sp. IW2-2015 is the source of this 2388-nucleotide messenger RNA. RefSeq names its product ceramide synthase 2a (gene cers2a). Lineage: Eukaryota; Metazoa; Chordata; Actinopteri; Salmoniformes; Salmonidae. The record is from RefSeq and is a predicted model, not a curated record. Gene Ontology annotation, biological process: ceramide biosynthetic process. Gene Ontology annotation, cellular component: membrane. Gene Ontology annotation, molecular function: DNA binding; sphingosine N-acyltransferase activity.
AACAGUUUGAUCCCCUCCCACUCUACCAUCUUCUACUUCCAUUCGGUUUGGCCAACCAAGAAACCAGAAUAACCGACGCCUAUUCCCGGCAAACAUCUGUCAUAUUGCUCUGAGCAAACGGAAAAGUAAAAUUACUGGUUGUGUUGUAUGCGGGCCCUCAUCCCAACGAAAAGUAAGUCUUUCAGACCGGAGUAAGUGCUACAAGGGGAAGCAUUACAUUUCCCUCGAAAAUGCAGAGAAUUGGUGGAGAUCGAGAGGCCGGAUAAUAAUAUUCAAAGCACACUGCAGCCCAUUUUCAUCAACAUAUUGGAUUCUCUCCGGUGGCGUCUUCGGUAUAGAGCACAAGUGAUUAUUCUACAGGGGACAUACAGAACUCUUCAAUAUUCCAGUGACGGUAGGAGUUUCCACCUUUUCACACCGCGGUGAACAGGCCUACCUGUGUGAAAGAUCAGAAGAAUGUUGACCUGGCUCAGGGAGCUCAGUGACUGGGUCUGGCAGGACCGGCUGUGGUUCCCUCCGGGCCUGGGUUGGGCCGACCUCAAGGACCGGGAUGGCCUAGUCUUCGCUAAAGGAAGUGAUCUCUGGGUCAUCUUCCCUAUUGCAAUAUGCUUCCUGAUUAUCCGACAGAUAUUUGAGAGGACCGUGUCCGUUAAACUCGCCUCUUUACUUCGAGUGAGGGAGAAACCUCGUGUCAGAGCUGCUUCCAACACCACACUGGAAUUGUAUUUCUGCAAUGCAUCGAAGUUCCCCUCACAGAGUUCAGUGGAGGAGUUAACUAAACAGUCAGGUUGCUCGGUGCGGCAGGUCCAGAGGUGGUUCCGGCGGCGGAGGAACCAGGAACUGCCCAGCCAGAUCAAGAAGUUCCGGGAAGCAAGUUGGAGAUUUACCUUUUACCUUCUUGCUUUCAUUGCUGGCCUGGGUGCCCUAAUUGAUAAACCAUGGUUCUAUGACAUGGAGGAGAUGUGGAAUGGCUUCCCCACGCUGCCACUGCUGCCUUCUCAGUACUGGUACUACAUGAUUGAGCUGGGAUUCUACAUAUCGCUGCUCUUCAGUGUGGCAACGGAUGUCAAGCGUAAAGAUUUUAAGGAGCAGAUUGUUCACCAUGUGGCCACUAUUCUGCUGAUCAGUUUCUCGUGGUUGGUCAACUACAUCCGUGCCGGGACUUUGAUCAUGCUGGUGCACGAUGCCUCAGACUACCUACUGGAGUCAGCAAAGAUGUUCAACUAUGCAGGAUGGAGAAAGACCUGCAACUACAUCUUCAUUCUGUUUGCAGCUGUGUUCAUCCUUACACGCCUCGUCAUACUCCCUUUCUGGAUCAUACAUACUACGUGGGUGUACCCAUUGACCAUCUAUCCCCCUUUCUUUGGGUUCUACUUCUUCAACGGGUUGUUGUUUGUGCUGCAGUGUCUGCAUGUCUUCUGGGCUGUCCUCAUCCUGCGCAUGGCCAUCAAGUUCCUGCCUGGAAACGAUAUCGUUGAAGAUGAGAGGAGCGACAGGGAGGAGACUGAUUCAGACGAGGCGGAAGAAGACCAUGAGAAAACGAAAAAUGGCUUUGUACAGAAUGGCAAUGGCCACACAGCGCUUAACAACAACCACCACCACAGCAAAACGAAUUGAUUUGUUACRGAGACACCAAGGAGGAUAUGUCUGCAAUGGUGGCCUAGUCCAAGAGGCCACAGUAAGGCAGAAUUGCUGGUGGAAAGGCCACAAACACACACACACACACCGCUGAAUAAUAUAUACACAAAUAAUGCUAAAGAUCACACGGACACACUCCUUACAUGGGCCGGAUGGGUUUCACUGCUCUGUAGAUCACACUAGUUGGAGGGAGAGGAUGGGGAGUACAGGAAAGACGGCAAUAGAGCCAAACGCUUGGUAAAACUGUGCCUUAGCAACAAACUGUUAUUCCCCAUUUUUAUUUCUAUCCAUCCCUCUAGUCCUUAUAUUGCUAAUCAUUCAAAUAAGGUGCCUAGCCCUACUCGCGGCUUCCCAUCCUGCGUUAUGGAUAGCGCAAUUACUAAUUGUUGUUCACGGGGCAUUCCUUUCCUGCAUGCUUUGGUUAACGCUCGGAGUAUUGCUAGACUGUUCAAACGUUCAAACGUUGCCGUCUCAGUACGCUGACUCCCGUCCCAAAUAAUAAGCGCGCCACCACUUAACACUGCCAAGAGAGAUGAGGUUCUCUUAAUGACCACAGCUUGGUGCAGGUCUGUGUAAGUGUUCAAAUCACCAUGUCAGACCACUAAAGCAUACAGUAGUGAUAACGGAAAAUKUAUCGUUUUUUUUUGCACCUGCCAUUUUGUUAUUGGAGUGGAGCAGUCGCUACAAUUAUUGCCAUGGCAUUCCUAUUCAACCUGGAAUGUGCUAGUGUUGUUAAUGUCCUUGGUUUAA